Plectropomus leopardus (leopard coralgrouper) is the source of this 6353-nucleotide messenger RNA. RefSeq names its product myotubularin related protein 3 (gene mtmr3). Gene Ontology annotation, molecular function: phosphatidylinositol-3,5-bisphosphate 3-phosphatase activity; phosphatidylinositol-3-phosphate phosphatase activity; protein phosphatase binding. Gene Ontology annotation, biological process: regulation of autophagy; phosphatidylinositol dephosphorylation. Gene Ontology annotation, cellular component: membrane; cytoplasm. NCBI's taxonomy places the organism in Eukaryota, Metazoa, Chordata, Actinopteri, Perciformes, Serranidae. The record is from RefSeq and is a predicted model, not a curated record.
UGGCGACGACGGCUCGGUGCUGGAAAGGGACGCAGUGAAGCUGGCCUCGGCUCGGAUAUGACUAAUGCUUAUUUGCGCGAGGUGUAUUUGCUGCUCAGUAAUUGCACGGGCUUCGGAUGAAUCUUUGGCUCCUAACUUCUCAUCACUCCUUUCACUGAUUUCCAUGUCUUACUUGUGAGUGCUUCGAACUAGGAUCAUCAGGACUGCUCAUCGUCUGUUACUGACUGUCCGUGACUGGUCCAGGCCGGAGUUCCUUGUUGGGUGACCCACACUCCUUCACAGGGGCCAUGGAGGAGGAGGGGCAGCAGAGCUUGGAGUGUAUCCAGGCCAAUCAGAUCUUCCCCAAGAAGUCCCCAGUUCUGGAAGAGGAAAACAUGCAGGUGCCCUUUCCUGAGCUGCACGGGGAGUUCACAGAGUAUGUGGGGAGAGCAGAGGAUGCCAUCAUUGCAAUGUCCAACUACCGCCUACACAUCAAGUUCAAAGAGUCCAUUGUCAACAGUUGUUGUUGUGAGGUGUCAGUUCCUCUCCAGCUCAUAGAGAACGUGGAGUGUCGGGAUAUGUUCCAGCUUCAUGUCACCUGUAAGGACUGUAAAGUCGUCAGGUGUCAGUUCUCUACUUUUGAGCAGUGUCAGGAAUGGUUGAAGCGCCUGAACGCUGUAGUGCGCCCUCCCUCUCGCCUGGAGGACCUCUUCUCCUUCGCCUUCCACGCCUGGUGCAUGGAGGUGUAUGCAGGUGAAAAGGAGCAGCACGGCGAGCUGUGUAGACCAGGCGAACACGUGACGUCCUGGUUCAAGAACGAGGUGGAGAGGAUGGGCUUUGACACUCAAAACGCCUGGAGGAUAUCUGACAUCAACAGCAAGUUCAGGCUUUGCCCCAGCUAUCCUCAGCAGCUCCUGGUGCCAGCCUGGAUCACUGACAAGGAGCUGGAAAAUGUGGCAGCCUUCCGCUCCUGGAAGAGGUUUCCUGCUGUGGUUUAUAGACACCAGACCACAGGAGCUGUGAUCGCCCGCUGCGGCCAGCCAGAGGUCAGCUGGUGGGGCUGGAGGAACGCUGAUGACGAGCACCUGGUCCAGUCCAUUGCCAAGGCCUGCGCUGUGGACAGCAGCUCCCGCAAACACCUUUCCAAUGGCAGCUACACCAACGGCACUGACCUGCCUGAUACCGACUUUGAAUCCUCCAUGACCAACAGCUCAGAGGUGGAGACGUUGGCCAUCCAGCCCCACAAAUUACUGAUCCUGGAUGCCAGGUCCUACGCUGCUGCUGUAGCUAAUAGGGCUAAAGGGGGAGGCUGUGAAUGUCCAGAGUACUAUCCCAACUGUGAAGUGGUGUUUAUGGGCAUGGCCAACAUCCACUCCAUCCGCAAGAGUUUCCAGUCUCUGCGUUUCCUCUGCACUCAGAUGCCCGAUCCAGCCAACUGGCUUUCUGCACUGGAGAGCACCAAGUGGCUGCAGCAUCUCUCCCUGCUGCUGAAGGCGGCGCUGCUGGUGGUCAACGCCGUGGACAGAGACCACAGGCCCGUACUGGUGCACUGCUCAGACGGCUGGGACCGCACACCUCAGAUUGUUGCUUUGUCCAAGCUGCUGCUGGACCCUUACUACCGCACUAUUGAGGGCUUCCAAGUUUUGGUGGAGACGGAUUGGCUGGACUUUGGCCAUAAGUUUGCUGACCGCUGCGGCCACGGAGAAAACUCUGAGGAUCUGAACGAGCGCUGCCCUGUCUUCCUGCAGUGGCUGGACUGUGUUCACCAGCUGCAGAGGCAGUUCCCAUGCUCCUUUGAGUUUAACGAGGCCUUCCUGGUUAAGCUGGUGCAGCACACCUACUCCUGUCUGUUCGGCACCUUCCUGUGUAACAGUGGCAAGGAGAGGGAGGACCGCCACGUCCAGGAGAGGACCUGCUCUGUCUGGUCACUGCUGAGACCGGCCAACCGCACACUGAGGAACAUGCUGUACUCCUCACACUCUGAGACAGUUCUACAUCCAGUGUGUCACGUACGCAACCUGAUGCUGUGGACAGCGGUGUACCUGCCCAGCUCCUCCCCCACCACCCCCUCCGACGACUCCUGUGCCCCCUACCCUGUGCCCGGCGGCAACCCGGAGGACACGCCCCUGGGCAGACGUACGAAAACUCGCUCCUUUGACAACUUGCCCAGUGCAUGUGAGCUGGGAAGCUCGCUGGCUCCGAACCGUCGCUCCAGUGACCCAAGCCUCAAUGAGAAGUGGCAGGACCACCGGCGCUCUCUGGAGCUCAACAUGGCAGUGGGGCCUGAGGGAGGGGGAGGCCAGGGUCAGGAGGUGCGGCCUAACGGAGUGGGGCCUUACCCAGACGGAGUGGACUCUGAGCUGGAAGACAGCCCGCAGCCCCGGGGCUCGCACACUGAGCCCAGACAGGAAGGCUCUGUGAGCGCAGCAGCAACACAGGAGGAAGCGGAGAAGGCGGAGCUCUCUGUAGCAGUGGGCGUGGCCGAGGGGCAGAUGGAGAACAUUCUUCAGGAAGCCACUAAAGAGGAGGCAGCAGCAGAUAUUCAGAGAGAGGAAAGUGCUGCUGUCACACAUGUCUUGGACAGCACAGAGGUCGAGAUAGAAGCAAAACUUGAAGACGAUGAUCAGUGUGCGAAUAUCGUCGGGACUGAGAUGCAGAGUGAAGCAUUUGCUAAUGGUCACCUUCCAGAAAAUGGCGUGAUGGAGGCUGAGGAGGAUGAAGAAUUUCCCCCUCUGCCCUCACAGAAGGCUGAGGAGCCAGAUCAACAGGCAGCUGAGGUGACUCAGAACCCAGAGAAGCUGGUGGAGGUGAAGCAGGAUGUAGAGAACUCUUCUGUACCAGAGGAGCUUGCUCAUGGACCCAGUGAGUCCGGCUCAGGUGAGCCAGAGCAGCCUGCAGCCCAAAGAACUAUAACUAACGGCUUUGUGGACAGCUCACCUGAAGAGCAGGGUGUGGAGGAGGAGCCCUGCCCUGACUCAGAGUCUGACCAAGUUAUCACAGAGGCGGUGGAGCAGGUGGAUAAGAGGGCCUCACUGAUGGAAAGCUCCACAGAGACUUUGACGGAGGAGGCCUGCAGCAGGCUGGAGCUUCCAGUGCAGCUUCCUGUUUGUCCAAGUCGUCAGCCCUGCAGUGACAGCAGGAGCCAACCGCCCUGCUCCAGGAAGGAGAAAGGAGCGGAGACGGGUGAGCAUGGCUUUAUGAGAACUUUAAACGGGGGCAGCAAGCGACCCUCUGUCAGUGCCUUUCAGUCUGACCUCAGCAGGGACGGGGUUUGUAACGGCGACAGCUCCGACGGGGAGCCCUGCGGAGGACAUCACUGGGCCAAAGGGAACGGGGAGAGGGCUCCUCUGAGUCGACAGGUGUCCCUAGUAAGCUGCAACUCCCUGAUCCUCCACCCACGGGGCAGCUGCUCUCAGCACCGCUGGUGCCAUGCCCUGCUGGGCCGGGCCGCCAUUAGCCCGGAGCAGCCGUCCCGCAGUCACCUGGAUGACGAUGGACUGACACUGCACACAGACGCCAUCCAGCAGAGGCUGAGGCAGAUUGAGGCGGGGCAUCAGAUGGAAGUGGAGACUCUGAAGAAGCAGGUGCAGGAGCUGUGGAGCCGCCUGGAGAAUCAGCAGCACGCCGGCUCCCACAGGAUCAACGGAGAUAUGGGAGACGAAGUGACCUCGAUGACAGACUCCGAGUACAAUCUGGACCCCAACUGUUUGUCACGCUGCAGCACGGAGCUGUUCUCUGAGGCCAGCUGGGAGCAGGUUGACAAACAGGACACUGAGGUGACCCGCUGGUACCCCGACCAUUUGGCAGCGCAGUGUUACGGCUGUGAGAGCAGGUUCUGGCUCGCCACCAGGAAGCAUCACUGCAGUGGCAGGGAGCCUGUCCAGGAGGUCUGGAACUGCGGUAACGUGUUCUGUGCCAGCUGUUGCGACCAGAAGAUCCCAGUGCCAAGCCAGCAGCUGUUCGAGCCCAGCCGCGUCUGCAAGACCUGCUACGGCAGCCUCAAGCUCAGCCCGGCUCCCCUGGAGCUGGAGCUGGAGAAACCCAUCACGGCCAGCUCCAACUGAGUGUCAGAGGUGCGGGACAGGAUGAGCUGCCAGCCGCCAACGCAGGCGCACCGCUGAAGAAGAAGAAGAAGAGCACAGGAGCUACACAGAAUGUCCCAUGUACUUUACGUGUGUGUGUGCUGCGGAUAUGGAAAUUAAUGUGUAUAUACAGAGAAUGACGUGGCAGAGGAGCUGAAUGACGUGUUGACGAGAUGCCGAGCGCUCUGAACUGUGGGUGUGCACAGGGGUGGGUUGUGUACGUGUGUGUGAGCGUGUGUGAGAGAGGGAAAUCACACGCGGGGGGGGUUGUGACAGGACUGCACUCCGAGGCCAGAGGAGUGAGAAUGGACAUCCUGGUGCCUUGGACCAGGCAGGCAGAGAAGGUCGUCUCACUGUGUCGCUGAAGUCUCUUGGAGGGCUUUGGUCUGUUAAAUCAUUUCCCCGCUCAUCAACGCUUCUCAUUGGACUCCUACGCACCAUCGUCUCCAAGCUCAGACUGCUUCUUUUCCCUGGAGGGUGUGUGAUCAGGAGCAAUGUGGAAAAUCUUACGAGUCCCUCAGCUUCAGAAAUAUCUGGAGAUCUGAUGCUCACAGUGUUGUUUAGGGAAAAGUGUAAAGGGUCAGUUCAUCCAAAUGAACAUACCAUACUUCCUCAUUUACUUCUAACCGCAACUAGAAAAAUAUUAAUAUAUUUUUUCAGGUUUUCAGAUCUUGUCCCAGGACACUGGAGGUGACCUGAAGUAGAGCUGCAACUAUUGUUCUUAUUACCGAUACAUCUACAAAUCAUUCUAUCAAUCAAUCAGUCCAUUUUCUUUCCGUAAAAUGCCAGAAAAAAAGUGAAAUUUGGUCAUUAUACAGCCCAGGGUCACAUAUAUGAAAGAUUUUUUUACCAAAUUAUUGUCCAAAACUAAAAGAUAUUUAGUUCAAUAACAGUAUUAAGAAAUACAGAAUCGUUUUUUUUUUUUUUUCAGAAGCUGGAACCACAGAGUGUUUUCUAUAGUUUGCCCUUUAAUUAUUUAAUAACUAGUUACUGUUUGCACAGAGAUGCAGCAGAGACCAAUAUAUCCUGACUUUUAGUCCUUAAUGUGGUUCAAGCUCCAAAAAUACUUGAUACUACAUAGCUCCUUCUUGCCUGGUUAAACGGCCACAUCUUUCACAUGCAGGCUUUUCGUAUCAAGUUUGUGGUCUCCAUGCCCCAGGAAAAGUGACUCUGAUGACAUCACAAUGACAUCACUGGGGUUACUUUUCAGGACUGUUUUCUGCAUGAUGAGUGAACUGAUAUUGUGUAAAAUUGGUGGAGUGCCUCUUUACAAAACCGUGUCUCCGUUACUCUGGAUAAUCAAUCACUAUUUUGUAAUUUGGGUGAACUGACCCUUUAAAGUGCUCUGGGCUGAAUCUUAAUGCAGCAUAUUUGCUUGCUUUUUCUUUUAAUUUUUUCUCAUCUUUUGACACAGAAUGGCCCACACGUGUUUUUAUAGAGUACCUACAGGUAAUUGACGUGUAAAUACAAAAUAUCCGUUUAGAGUUUGUGUGUAGCGUAUUGAGAUUCAGCCCAGAGUGCAGAGACGCUGCAACUCAAUCUGAAGGAUUUUGUCCCUCAAAGCACCGUACUUGUUUUCCAUGCUCACCUUGACCACCGUGAGGAGCAAAAAUUCUUUUUGUUUUGUUUUGAAACAAAAUCACCCAUACAAGUCUUACAACGGGACUAGUCAGUGAUCAAUAGAAAAGGCUUUUGAACAUCCGACCCUUUAGCAGCUGACGGCCGCUCAGCUCCUCGUCGCUGACAGACUGUUAUUCGGCGUCUGCUGGGAGUGUGAGCUGAUGUGUUGUGGCGUUGUCAGUUUGUGUCAGGCGGCAGAAGAGCUGCAGGUUGUUUGUGCCCGGCACAGACUGACUGACUGUGUAAUCUCUCCUGUAAGCCAUACCUUCAUGCCCUUCACUCACAACAGCCCCCUUUUUGUGAUUACUUACCCAGCAGGCACUGGGAGCUGGACGUCUCGCUCACUUUUCGGUCCAUCGGUGGAAAUCACAAGUGAAGAUAUGACACGUUUAACCUCAAAUUCAAAAUACAAUAUUUUUGUUUAUUUCAUGUAAUUAUUAUUAUUAUUUCUUGGAGGCGGCUAUUGACAGUGACCUCACUCGUGAUCUCCACUCUGAUUGGCUGAAACACAGAGGAGGACAGCAGCAGUAGAAAGGGCUCUUGGCGUUUUCAAAAGUCUGUAACUCCCACAUGAAACAAGUCAGAGAAGCUACACUGAGACGCCCGCUCUGCCUCACAGCUAUUCAAUGACCUCCUGCGCACACACACACACACACACACACACACACACAC